AUUUUUUACUUUGACUACUACCAGCCAUUAGACAGGCAGGCAGGCAGGCAUCAGAUCAUUUCCUUUCCAGCACAGCAUCUGCAACGUGAGUUGCGGUUCAAUUUCACAUUUAUAUUUUCAUCAUGGCUGUUGCUAAAUCUGAAGAAGUUGAGCAAGUAGUGGAAAAAGCCGUUGUGGCUGAAGAGAUUCAACCAGAGCUUAUGUAUAAACAUCCCUUAAAUAGUACUUGGACCCUUUGGUAUUAUGAAAAUGACAGAAAGAGAUCCUGGGAAGAAAAUCUAAGAGAAAUAAUAAGCUUUGAAACAGUGGAAGAUUUUUGGAGCCUUUAUAAUCAUAUCAAACUCGCCAGUGAACUGAGGCAUGGGUGUGACUAUUCACUAUUCAAGAAGGGAAUUCGUCCUAUGUGGGAGGAUUCGAGUAACGUCAAGGGUGGAAGGUGGUUGAUAAGUCUUGAUAAGAAACAACGAGAGCACGAGCUGGACAGCUUCUGGCUUGAGAUUCUGCUAUGUAUGAUCGGAGAAGCUUUUGAUGACCAUGGAGAUGAAGUGUGCGGAGCUGUGGUUAACGUAAGAAAUAAGGGAGACAAGAUCGCUGUUUGGACUUCAGAUGCCUCGAGAUCCAAUUGCGAUGGAGUGAUUGCUAUCGGGAAAAAAUUGAAAGAACGGCUGAGGAUAGGGCCUAAGGUCCAAAUUGGCUACCAAGUCCACAAGGAUACCAUGGAGAAAUCUAGCUCUGUAGCUAGAAAUAUGUAUACGGUAUAACGUUGUCAUUUGAUAUUAGUUUCUUUUCAUUGAAAGACCGUAUAUUCUUUCAAUUCAAAUGUAAAUUUUCUGUUUAAUUUAGAUUUCUUUUUGUUUGUCGUUUAAUUUUAUAUUUUAGUUUGUGAAUAUUUAUUUUUUUCUUGCUGGAAGUGGUAUUUGGUAUGUAAAUGUGUAUUAUAUUGACUGACAUGUUUCCACAAAACUUAAACUUAUGUCAUAAUGUUUGUUUUACAUAUCCAACUAAUGUAAACAAAUAAUAGCCAAAUAAGUAAUUCUAUAUUUUAUUCAAUAUGAGUUUGUUUUGUAUUUAUUUUUAGACAGUUUAUGAACAAUUUUCCAGAUCUUUAUUCUACUGUUAAAAUUUAGAAAGGAUAUUUUCAAAACAUAUUACAAAAAUAAUAUACCUACAUGAAAUAUGUUUUUAAGUAAGAAAUGAAAGACUGUAUGUAGAUAAUGUUAUUUCAAUUUUAGCGUUAACUGUUCUUUCUUAGACAUGAUUAUUUCAUACUGUGAAUUGUUAUAAACAUUCUCACACAGUGUUUGGUUAAUUAUUUUUGUAAUAAUUUUUUCAAUUUAAUUGUAAUAUACAUUUACAUCAAUUUGUUUAAUCCAAGAAUAGGAUUAGAAAGUUUCUCAUCAGUUUUGUAAAUAAAAUGAAUAACAAUUAUUACAUCCAAUGGUACUAAUAAAAAUGUUUCUGGUAA
Messenger RNA from Homalodisca vitripennis (glassy-winged sharpshooter), 1465 nucleotides. RefSeq names its product eukaryotic translation initiation factor 4E-1A-like. Lineage: Eukaryota; Metazoa; Arthropoda; Insecta; Hemiptera; Cicadellidae. Gene Ontology annotation, cellular component: eukaryotic translation initiation factor 4F complex; cytoplasm. The transcript has 5 exons. Gene Ontology annotation, molecular function: RNA 7-methylguanosine cap binding; translation initiation factor activity. The coding region runs from base 123 to 761 and encodes 212 amino acids. Gene Ontology annotation, biological process: translational initiation. The record is from RefSeq and is a predicted model, not a curated record.